AUGAGUCCCUUACAACAAGCCUGUGUUACCAUCCCACAGCUACCUCAGGCUAUCGACGGUGGUCGAUUGAUCUUACAGGACAUGCUCGGUGUUGGUGCCUAUGGUUCUGUAUACAGAGCUGUCGACACCCAAUCAGGCCAGAGUUAUGCUGUUAAGAGUCUAAACAAGACGGGGCUGGACUCGAGGCAACGUGCAUUCCAGAGCCACGAGGCAAAACUUCAUGCCCUCGUCUCCGGUCACCCAAAUAUUGUCACACUCCACAGGAUUAUUGAAGAGAAUGAUCAUCUCUAUAUGGUGCUUGACUGUGGAGUAGAAGGUGACCUGUUUUAUACCAUCACAGAACGUGGAGGUUUUAUUGGGAACACUUCAGUUAUCAAGGCAAUCUUUGUCCAAAUUGCUAGUGCUGUCAUGCAUUGCCAUGAAAACGGUGUUUAUCAUCGCGAUCUAAAGCCUGAAAAUAUUAUUAUGUUUGGUCAAUGUACGAAAUUGAUUGACUUUGGUCUAGCAACGACAGAAAAGACCUCAAAUGAAUUUGGAUGUGGCUCCACAUUCUAUUUGUCCCCAGAAUGUCAAGGGGGUUAUGUUGAGACGGUCAAAUCUUAUGAUAGUGCAGCCAACGAUGUAUGGUCCCUUGGCGUGAUCUUGAUUAACCUAGUCUUUGGCAGGAACCCAUGGAAGCAAGCCUGUCCUAGGGAUGAGACAUUCUCGGCUUAUGUCCUCAAUAAUGACUUUUUGCAAACUAUUCUACCCAUGUCGCCCGAGCUGAAUGAGAUCAUCAAGUCCGUAUUUUGUCUCAAUCCAAAGAAGCGUAUCACUUUGUCUGAGCUAGUCAAGCGCGUACAAGCCUGCAGUACUUUCACGACGCCUGAAUUCCUUGCCUUCUCCAGCGCCUCUGCAGAUGCUUCUGAAACAAUGGAUGAAGCUGCUGUAAGAGGAGUAGCGGGUUCAGAUAUAAGACAGGCUGCAAGGCAGAAUGACAAGCUCUAUAACAAUGGUGAUAAAGAAGAUUCUGGAGUUGAUUUGCGAUCACUGGCAUAG
This is a messenger RNA of Lobosporangium transversale, 1038 nucleotides long. Its product is annotated as kinase-like domain-containing protein. Gene Ontology annotation, cellular component: cytoplasm. Gene Ontology annotation, biological process: intracellular signal transduction; protein phosphorylation. Gene Ontology annotation, molecular function: ATP binding; protein serine/threonine kinase activity. The transcript is spliced from 3 exons. The coding region runs from base 1 to 1038 and encodes 345 amino acids. The record is from RefSeq and is a predicted model, not a curated record. NCBI's taxonomy places the organism in Eukaryota, Fungi, Mortierellomycota, Mortierellomycetes, Mortierellales, Mortierellaceae.